AUGUCUCAAAUUGUCUCAUUACGUGCAUUACGUCCAAAUUCAACUAUUACUAAUGCAUUGCGAAGGACAAGUUCUGCACAUCGACUAUGUCAAUAUUCAACUUUCUCAACAUCAUCUAAUCAAAUUUCAAUUGUAGAAAAGAAUAAAUCUUUAAAACGAACUCACUCUGUUCAUACAAUGCCUAUCAAUUCUUCUUCUCAUGCUUCAGUUUAUGCAUUUACUCAUCAUCUUCAUACAAGCCCAGAAUAUUUUGACUUGAUUGAUGUAUGGACACCAUCAGUUCCUGAAUCAGUCAAAGAAGCUGAAGUUGAAACAGACAAAAAAACUUUUAAUGGUGAUGAUAUUACAUCCGAUGCUCAAAUAGCCAAACUUAAUACAAGUGAUGAUGUAAAACUAGUAUCAGAAAAUAAAAAAGAUGAAUCGAUAGAUAAAGUCAAUACUGAACAAACAAAAGAACAAUUAUCUACGAGUUCAAUUUCAUCUAAACCAACACAUAAAUUAACUACAUCAACUAAACAACAAGUUAGUGCAAUUGAUACAAAUAAAAUUCGUAAUACACGAUCAGAAACACGUGUAAAAAUGUCAAGAAUGCGUAUAAGAAUAGCUGAACGUCUUAAACAAGUACAAAAUACAUGUGCAAUGUUAACGACUUUUAAUGAAAUUAAUAUGAGUAAUAUUGUUGAAUUUCGUAAAAAAUAUGCUGAUCAAUGUCUAAAACGUCAUAACAUUAAAUUAGAAUUUAUGUCAACAUUUGUUAAAGCAUCUGCAUGUGCUCUUUUAGAUAAUCCUAUUGUUAAUGCAGCUAUUGAUGGAAAUGAAAUAGUCUAUCGUGAUUAUGUUGAUAUUAGUGUUGCUGUUGCUACACCAAAGGGUUUAGUUGUACCUGUUCUUCGAAAUGUCGAAAAAAUGAAUUAUGCUGAUAUUGAACAUGCAAUCAAUGAAUUUGGUGAAAAAGCAAAAAAUGAUUCACUUACUAUUGAUGAUAUGAAUGGUGGAACAUUUACAAUAAGUAAUGGAGGAGUAUUUGGUACACCAAUUAUCAAUCCACCACAGUCAGCUAUUCUUGGUAUGUAUGGAAUAUUCGAUCGACCUGUCGUUGUUAAUGGCAAAAUGGAAAUUCGUCCAAUGAUGUAUGUAGCACUUACAUAUGAUCAUCGUAUUCUAGAUAGUCGUGAUGCUGUUCUAUUUCUUCAAAAAAUUAAGCAAUAUAUAGAAGAUUCUCGUACUAUUUUUCUUGAUUUAUAA
This is a messenger RNA of Rotaria sordida, 1245 nucleotides long. Lineage: Eukaryota; Metazoa; Rotifera; Eurotatoria; Philodinida; Philodinidae. The record is from the annotation of a GenBank genome assembly.